Messenger RNA from Apiotrichum porosum, 3030 nucleotides. RefSeq lists its product as uncharacterized. NCBI's taxonomy places the organism in Eukaryota, Fungi, Basidiomycota, Tremellomycetes, Trichosporonales, Trichosporonaceae. The transcript is spliced from 3 exons. Bases 1 to 3030 code for a protein of 1009 amino acids. The record is from RefSeq and is a predicted model, not a curated record.
AUGCCGUCCUCGCUCCUCCGCGCAGGAAUCGCCGCGCUCUUCGACCGUUCACGCGGCGCAGUCGCGGCCAUUACCGGCGCUGGCGGUCCAGGAGCAGCAGAUGAUGACGCCGUCACCGGUCCGCUCGCCCCGAGCUGGCUCGUGCAUGGCGGCUGGGCCUCCCCAGACGCCUUCACCGACGUCCGUCGUCUCCUCUUCUACGCCGCAGCGUGCGUGAUGCUCCUCGUGCUCGUGGCCGUCACUUGCCCGACCGAUUUGUCUUUCCGCUCGCACCUCACAGAGCUCGCGUUCCGCCGGCACCUCGCGCACAUCCGUUCUUCGGAUGAGCCAGAGACCGACGCGCGCAACAGCUCGACACCCCCCAACGGCGUCAGCGCGUCUGCUUCUGGCGGAAACCACACCGGCAGCGAUACACCACCCAUCGCCCCGUUCCGCUUUGCAAACCACGUCGCCAUCUCCCUCCGCACACCUAGUCUCUGUUAUCAAUCCUACUUCUUUUUCGCCAUUGCUCUGUCUGCCGCCCCGCGACCUCCCGCAUACCUGUCGGACCCGGUCCCUUCCAAGGCAGCCAAGAAUGCCGGCCCUCCCCCUCCCGAGCCCGCCCUCGUCUACCUCGGCGUCCUCGGCCACUGGUUCAUGCUCGGACAAGUGCCUGCGCUCCUGCAGUGGGCAUGGCGACUUGUCCGUAUCGGUCGUCGCGACAAGGCCCGCAAAAAGUCUUCCGCCCUCGACCGCCCCGGCGUGCUGGAGAUGCGUGCCGUCCUCCCAAACAAGGAUGAGACGACCGCUCCGACCUCAACCCGCCCGUCUGCCCUUGUGCCCAAGCUUCUCUUCAAGAACGACUCGUACAAGGACCUUACCGACCUCUUGCCGCUGCAUUCCGGCUCGUCGAUCCUCCCCCAAGGUGGCUCGCUCGUGCCGGAACCCCGCUCGCGACGAGGGUCCAUUGUCAACCUGAUCGCGACGCCGCCAACACCUCCUACACUGGAAGGCGGCGCGCCUGCGAUCGAGGUCUCAUCCCCUGUCCUUACCGCCCUGAAAGCCGAACUGGCCACUGCCCAGUCGGUGCUUGCCGAACUGCAGGCACAGCUUACGACCCACGAUGAAGCAGUCGCCGCAUCGCAGGGUCAUCUCCAGUCUACGCUCGACGAGCUGCGCCAACGGCGCAAGGAAGACGACGCCGAACGCCAGGACCUCAAGUCCAAGGCCAAGACGUUGGACGACCAGAAGCGCCAGGCCGAAGGUGCGCGUCGCGAAUCCGAGAAGCGUCUCAAGACGGUCGAGUCGAUCCGCGACGGCAUCCAGGCCAAGAUUACCACGGCGCUGGGCGAGAUAGAAGAGUUGAAGGAAAACAUGGAGCUCAGCCGACACAACAUUACCAUUGUACACCAAGAGGCGGCGCGUCACCUUGUCGAGACGCGCCAGGCCGUAGACGACAAGACCACCGAACUCGGCGUCAUCGAGGCCGAGGUCGUCGAGGCCGAACAGGUCAACGAAACACUGUGCCAACGCGUAAAGGACGCCGAGGACAAGCUCAAGUCUGCAGAGAUCGCCGCCGUCGAGGCUCGCAAGAUGGCUCCCGAAGAGGAAAUGAUGCUCAUGGCCGCGGCCUACGAGGCUGUUGCGUCAGAGACCUAUCUCCACGGCCAGCGCCAGAACCAGGCAGACAGCCAGUGGGUGUCACAGGCAGCAGCUUACAUGGCCGAGGCGGGCUUCCCCCACCUCGACCAGUCGUACACUGCCCGUCCCACGCAGUCUGCUGCCUCUGGUUACGGCCACCUCGCUCGCGCCCAUCCCAACAAUGCGUCGUACCGCAGCCUCGUUGAGAAGAACAUCUCCGCCACCGCCGCCGACAAGAAGCUUGCCGAUGUGUCUGGGUUUGAAGACUUUGGGCCCGGAGCCUCGCGCUCCCUCGCGCGCCCCACGACCCCGUCCCUCCAGACCGACGACAUUGAUGACCAAGGGUCGCCGAGCGGGCCCAUGUCCGCCUCAUUCCCCGACAGCUGGCUGCCGCAGGGCCUCGUGCGCUCUCUCGAGGGCGACGUGACGCCUCUCGAGGGCGCGUCCGAAGUGGCGCCGUCCGACGACGAGGGCCUGUACGCUUCGCACACGAUAAUGCACGAGGACGCCGUGGCAGACGACUCUGGCUCCGACUCGGACCUCGGCUCGCCCCACUGGCCCACGUCGGCGCGCGAGCACUUUGACGAGUACGCCGUCCCCGGUCCCCGCUCGCGCCGCGUCACUCCUACCUCGCGUCUCUUGCCCAACGGCCAGCCUGCCAUGUCGGGCUCUGCAUCGACUCUACCUGGCAUGAACUCGACCUCGACCUCGAACGCCGCCAACAGCGCGGCGGCCAGCAGCAUGGCGGCCGCGUCGUCGCGUCGCUGGUUCUCGACGUCGCCUAGCUCGGAAAACGUCUCGUCGUCGUUCAACCUGUUCAGCACGGGCGGCAUGCCUGGCGGUCUGGGCUCGAGCGACUCGCUGCCCCUCGGAUUCGAAUCGCCGUUUGCCCCCUCUGCGUCGGAAAAGCGUGCCCUCAAGUGGCCGCUGCUCGGCAAGGCGCGCUGGGGCGGCGGAGGCACCAACGGCAACGCCGCCAACGGCCUCGACGAAAUCACCCAGUCGCUCAAGGAAGACCAGCAGCUGUCCACAUCGCCCAGCCUCAGCCUCAUGGGCUUUGGCUCGUCCCCGCCCGCCACCGCAGCGCAGACCAGUCUCAGCGCCGAGGAACUGUUCAACCGCGUCCCCGCCGACUCUGCGCCCACGCAGCACGCGUCCCUCGCCCCCGGCCGCUCGCCGUGGCUCUCGGCCCGUCCGUUCGGCUAUGGCAACAACAACACCAACAACAGCAACGCCAAUGGACACGGACUCGGACACGGCAGCCAGAACCAGGCCAGCCACGCGCACCACACCCGCGUGUCGAUGGACGAGGAGGCAGGUCUCGCGGGCAUGUCCGGUGCCGACAUGGCCCGCCCGCCGCCCGAGCGCAAGCCGUCGUUCCGCUUCUUCUCGCUGCGCAAGGGCGCGUAA